AUGCCUGGAGCUCUCAAAGUUCUCAUCACUGGCGCAGCCGGUCAAAUUGCUUACAACCUCUCCAACAUGGUCGCCAACGGCAAUCUGUUCGGCAAAGACCAGAAGAUCAUUCUUCAUCUCCUCGAUAUCCCCGAAGCCAAAACUGUACUCGAAGGUGUUGUGAUGGAGUUGCAGGACUGCGCUUUUACUGUCUUGGAGGGUAUUGUUCCCACGCACUGCCUUAAGGAGGCAUUUACUGACAUCGAUGUUGCUCUGAUGGUUGGUGCUAUGCCGCGCAAGCAAGGCAUGGAACGCAGGGACCUUCUCUCUUCCAACGUGAAGAUUUUCAAGGAUCAGGGCGAGGCUCUUGAGAAGUACGCCAAGAAGUCUGUUAAGGUGUUGGUUGUUGGUAACCCUGCUAACACUAACUGUCUCAUCAUGAGCAAGUACGCUCCUUCCAUCCCGAAAGAGAACUUCACGGCUCUUUCCCGCCUGGACCAUAACCGGGCCAUCUAUCAGGUCGCUGCCAAGGUUGGAGUUCCCAAUGAGUGCGUAAAGAACGUAUGUAUCUGGGGCAACCACAGCAAUAAGCAAUUCCCCGAUUUGGCUCACGCUGUCGUUACCAAGGGCGGGAAGCAGCACCCAGCUAAGGAGAUGAUCAACGACGAAAAGUGGGUGAAGGAAGUGUUCACUCCAUGCGUUCAAAAUCGUGGUGCCGCGGUCAUCGGUUUGCGAAAACUCAGCAGCGCCGCGUCCGCCGCCAAGGCAAUAGUUGAUCAGAUGCAUGACUGGUGGUUUGGCACCAAGGAGGGUGAAUGGGUUUCCAUGUCUGUUUACAGCACUGGUGAACACUAUGGUGCUCCCAAAGACAUCUAUUUCAGUUUCCCGGUUACCAUCAAAAAUGGACACUACAAGGUAGUGGAUGGUCUCUCCAUGGACGAAUGGAGCAAAGGUCUUUUCAAGAUCACUGCUGACGAAUUAGUCGAUGAACGGGACGUCGCUCUUUCCUCCUUCAAGUGA
Molecule: messenger RNA, 999 nt
Organism: Hydatigera taeniaeformis
Lineage: Eukaryota; Metazoa; Platyhelminthes; Cestoda; Cyclophyllidea; Taeniidae
Source: the annotation of a GenBank genome assembly